AUAACCACAUCAGAGACAAAAUAGGCAGAAGUUAACAGAAAAACCAUAAUUCACCAAUCACUUUCAGAUCAUCAGAACAAUCAAUUAAAUUUCAAGUAGGCAUGCUCAAUUUAAUGAAAAGCAUAAAAAUUUCACUUCAAAUCAAUCAUACUUACUUUUGUAUAAAACGGGUUUAGUCCCGCCAUCACUUCAAAAACAAGUCAAAACAUGCUUUUAAAAACUAGAGAAUGGAUGACAUGGGCAUGUGUUGCGAUAUCGUUAUCCGAGGCCAAGCUUCGUUGGCUGACGAGGGUAGUCCUGGUUGUUGUUGCCCAUUGGGCACCACACCACCAUGCACAGGCAACCAUCAAGGGACCGUCGGCCGUUACUUGAUGGAUUUUCAUUGUUGGAGGGUAGCCAUCCCGUCUGAUUGCAAGGUUGCAAUUGUUACCAGCCUCAUGCUAAUCGUACCGAGUUGUGCUGACUCUUUGUCCAUUUUCGGGAGCUAGUGGGAUAGAUAUGUAGCAAAUCUAGUCCUUUAUCCAUUGCUGGGAGUUGUGUAAGUGUAAUAUGAUUAGCCCAUCAUCCAUUGAUGGAAACUAGUGAUAAAGAUAUAUAGGAGUG
Molecule: messenger RNA, 603 nt
Organism: Rubroshorea leprosula
Lineage: Eukaryota; Viridiplantae; Streptophyta; Magnoliopsida; Malvales; Dipterocarpaceae
Source: the annotation of a GenBank genome assembly